Molecule: messenger RNA, 897 nt
Organism: Nicotiana tabacum (common tobacco)
Lineage: Eukaryota; Viridiplantae; Streptophyta; Magnoliopsida; Solanales; Solanaceae
Source: RefSeq, a predicted model, not a curated record
AUGUCUAACCCACAAGAUCAUCCUAUCACUCCUCCACCACCAUUUUCCUCAAAUUCAUCCUCAUCUACUCCACCUAGUGUAUCUCCAAAACCUAGGUUUCGAAGGCAGAAAAUGCUUGCUCGAAAAACUGUAGCAUCUGGGGAUCUGAGGAAGGUUUUAAAUGAAAGGUUGAAAGCUAGCCAAGUGAAAGAAAGCCCAGCUCUAAAGUCUCAUUCUAGCUUUGAGUCUGAAUACUUUCAAUCCGCGACUGAGAGAGAUAGAGAUGGGUCUUCUGACUCUGAAAAGACUCAAGAAUCUCCUUCUGAGGUAAGUUCUUCUGUAGUUGAAAACUUAGAAACUAGAUUUGUUCUGGUUGGACCCAUUAGGGAUGUUGAGUUGCCUGAAAUGAGUAGGAGUGGAGAUGAGAGUGGCAUGAAGUCAAGGGGAAGUGGUUCUGGGGAAGCAGCUGAGGGGCUGGUUGGGGCAAGUUAUGACCCAAAGAAACGCAAAGCUACUACACCAAAAGCCCCAAAUGUUCCCAAGCCAUCCAAGAAAAGAAAAGCCUCAUCCCCAACACCUACUGCCUCUUCAAUGCCUAGGGGUAGAGCCACAAGAAGAAGGGUAAAACAGAGUGAAACUGAUCUACAAAAGGCUUUAGAAGAAAGCAAGAAAAGGAAAAAGGAUAAGGGAAAGGAAAAGGUUGGAGAAUCCUCAGAGGCUGUUGAGGAAGAAGAGAUGGAAUUGGUCCAUCAAGAAAGGGGUACAAUAGUGGAGGUUUGUACACCCAAGCCUAAGAAACCCAAGACUUCCUCCAAGAAGUCCUCCUCUGUGCCUGUAGCUGCUGAACCCACACUAGCCAAGAGGACAAGAUCUGCAGUGAAAGCUAAACAAACCAAAGUUUCUGAUGAUGAUGAUUAG